AUGCACGGCGGCGCGCUGAGCUCCGUCUCCAAUCGGUUCCCACUCAAGCGCGCCUCCUCCUCUCUGUGUGUGCUCCUUUUCCUUCAAUUUUGGGCUGUGAUCUCCGCCAAUCAACACGCGAAUCGCUUAUUUGAGGAUCUUCUCGCCGAUUACAACAAAUUGGUUCGUCCCGUCGAGAACAACACGGCUAGUGUGACGGUUCGCUUCAAGUUGAAACUCUCACAACUCCUUGACGUGCACGAGAAGAAUCAGAUCAUGACGACGAAUGUCUGGCUACAACAUAGUUGGGAAGACUACAAGUUGCGCUGGGAUCCAAUCGACUAUGGCGGCGUUCAAGUGCUCUAUGUGCCACCGGAUAUGAUUUGGCUGCCCGAUAUCGUCUUGUAUAACAAUGCUGAUGGGAACUAUCAAGUUCAAAUCAUGACCAAAGCAAAGCUCAACUAUAAUGGCACCGUUGAAUGGGCACCACCGGCUAUUUAUAAAAGCAUGUGCCCGAUCAAUGUCGAGUUUUUCCCGUUCGACGAUCAAACGUGCGAGAUGAAAUUUGGUUCUUGGACAUACGGUGGUUUGGAGGUGGAUCUUCAACAUCGAGACGCGAAUGUCACCGAUGUGCCCGUGAAUGCGACGAAUGGAGAGAUCGAGAUCGAGAAAGUCGUCUAUGAUGGAAUCGAUCUCACUGAUUACUACCCGAGUGUUGAAUGGGAUAUCAUGGGAGUGCCGGGGACGAGACACGAGAAAAGAUAUCCUUGCUGCGAAAGUCCAUUCAUCGAUAUCACUUAUGAGAUCAAAUUGAAAAGGAAAACCCUUUUCUACACGGUGAAUCUAAUGAUCCCGUCUGUUGGCAUUAGCUUUCUAACGGCUCUCGUCUUCUAUUUACCGUCAAAUGGUGGAGAGAAAAUCUCACUUUGUAUCUCGAUCCUCAUCUCGUUGACUGUCUUCUUCUUGCUGCUGGUCGAAAUCAUCCCGUCGACCUCUCUCGUGAUUCCACUAAUCGGUCGUUACCUCCUCUUCACAAUGGUGCUCGUCACACUUUCCGUUGUCGUCACCGUCGUGACGCUGAAUGUUUUCUAUCGAUCACCAGCCACUCACACGAUGCCGAAAUGGGUGAAAGUCGUCUUCAUCGAGUUCCUCCCCAAAUACCUCUUCAUGCAACGACCACAGCCGAUUCCCCGACAAAUGAAAAGAAGCAACGGAAUGGCACCUCCAACUGCUCCAAAUCCAGCGAAUCUGAAAAAAGCAUCACAGAUCUCGAAUUUCUCAAUUGGUGGCCAAAAUCAUUACACAAGUGCGAUGUCGGAUCAGAUGGAUUAUUUAACACCAGGCGUACGAAGAAGAGCCAGCUCAAACGAAGGAACAUCUUUCUCAUUACCUAGACAACGUGAGGUAAGCCCAGUGCGGAGUGCGGUCGAGAGUGUCGCCUAUAUCGCUGACUCAUUGAAAAACGAUCAAGAUGAUAAACAGGUGAUCGAAGAUUGGAAAUACGUUUCCGUUGUGCUGGAUCGUGUCUUUCUCAUUCUAUUUGCUUUGGCCUGUACAAUUGGAACCUAUUUGAUCAUCUUCCGACGAGCCGCCGAUUUAGGGAACAAGAGGAUA
Molecule: messenger RNA, 1593 nt
Organism: Mesorhabditis belari
Lineage: Eukaryota; Metazoa; Nematoda; Chromadorea; Rhabditida; Rhabditidae
Source: the annotation of a GenBank genome assembly